Acanthisitta chloris (rifleman) is the source of this 1000-nucleotide messenger RNA. It is a transcript of the gene CSTF2, whose product is annotated as cleavage stimulation factor, 3' pre-RNA, subunit 2, 64kDa. Gene Ontology annotation, cellular component: mRNA cleavage and polyadenylation specificity factor complex. NCBI's taxonomy places the organism in Eukaryota, Metazoa, Chordata, Aves, Passeriformes, Acanthisittidae. Gene Ontology annotation, molecular function: mRNA binding. The transcript is spliced from 9 exons. The annotation marks the transcript as partial. The record is from RefSeq and is a predicted model, not a curated record.
GCUUGUGUAUGACAGGGAGACAGGGAAGCCAAAGGGCUAUGGCUUCUGUGAGUACCAGGACCAGGAGACGGCGCUCAGCGCCAUGCGGAACCUCAACGGGCGCGAGUUCAGCGGGAGGGCCCUGCGUGUCGACAAUGCAGCCAGCGAGAAGAACAAGGAGGAGCUGAAGAGCUUGGGCACAGGUGCACCCAUCAUAGAGUCACCCUAUGGGGACCCUGUGAACCCUGAAGACGCCCCCGAGUCCAUCAGCCGGGCGGUGGCCAGCCUGCCACCUGAGCAGAUGUUUGAGCUGAUGAAGCAGAUGAAGCUGUGUGUCCAGAACAGCCCCCAGGAAGCCAGGAACAUGCUGCUCCAGAACCCCCAGCUGGCUUAUGCCCUGCUACAGGCCCAGGUGGUCAUGAGGAUCGUCGACCCAGAGAUUGCACUGAAAAUCCUGCAUCGCCAGACCAGUGUUCCUCCUCUGAUCCCAGGCAACCAGCAGCCAGUGCCAGGGCCAGGGCCUGGACCAGGGCCAGGGCCAGGGCCCAACGCGCAGCUGAACCCGCAGAAUGCAGCUUCAUCCCAGCCACAGCCCAUAGGUGGGAUGCACGUGAAUGGUGCUCCUCCUCUGAUGCAGCCGCCCAUGCAGGGGGGAGUUCCAGCCCCAGGACAGAUGGCAGCCCCUGUGCAGGGCCCAGGCCCCGGCCCCAUGGCUCCAGGAGGUGGGAUGCAGCCGCAGGUUGGGAUGCCAGGUGCAGGGCCUGUGCCCUUGGAGCGUGGACAAGGGAACCUGCAGCUCUCGCCCGUGGGACCUGCCAGGCCUGCGUCUAUCGAACGCGUUCAAGUGCCCAUGCCAGACCCGAGGGCCCCUAUGCAGCGUGGACCUCUACCUGCUAGUGGCCCGCCGCCCCGAGGCCUUUUGGGAGAUGCCCCGAAUGACCCUCGCGGAGGGACCCUGCUCUCAGUCACUGGAGAAGUGGAGCCCAGAGGUUACCUUGGGCCGCCCCAUCAGGGAGCCCCU